This is a messenger RNA of Miscanthus lutarioriparius, 1287 nucleotides long. NCBI's taxonomy places the organism in Eukaryota, Viridiplantae, Streptophyta, Magnoliopsida, Poales, Poaceae. The record is from the annotation of a GenBank genome assembly.
AUGGCGAGCAGCCUGGACACGCUGUGCGGGCAGGCGUUCGGCGCGGGGCAGCACCACCUGCUAGGCAUCUACAAGCAGCGCGCGAUGCUGGUGCUCGCCGCGGCGAGCGUCCCGGUGUCCCUGGUGUGGGCCUACACGGGCGACAUCCUGGUGUGGUUCCGACAGGACCGUGAGAUCGCGGCGGGCGCCGGGAGCUACAUCCGGUGCAUGAUCCCGGCGCUGUUCCUGUUCGGGCAGCUGCAGUGCCACGCCCGGUUCCUGCAGCCGCAGAACGUGGUGGUGCCCGUCAUGCUCAGCUCCGGCGCCACCGUCGCCGUGCACGUGGCCGCCUGCUGGCUGCUGGUGCGCAGGCUCCGCCUGGGAGCCGACGGCGCGGCGCUGGCCAACGCCGUCUCCAACCUUGUCAAUCUCUCUGCGCUGGCGAUCUACAUCAGGCUCUCGCCGUCCUGCAAGGCCACCUGGCCGGGGUUCUCCCUCCAGGCGUUCCAUGGCAUCCUCGGCUUCUUGAAGCUCGCCGUGCCUUCGGCUGCCAUGGUCUGUAUGGAGUGGUGGUCCUUCGAGCUCCUGGUUCUGCUUUCUGGCCUUCUCCCUAACCCCAAGCUUGAGACCGCUGUGAUGUCUAUCUGCUUCAACACUUACGUUUUCGCAUUCAUGUUCCCAAUGGGACUUAGUGCUGCAGCAAGCAUACGCGUUUCAAACGAGCUUGGUGCAGGGCAGCCACAGGCGGCCCGCCUGGCGACUCGGGUGGUCAUGCUCUUGGCGUUCUCCCUGGGCGUAUCGGAAGGUCUCGUCAUGGUGCUGGCGCGCAGUCUGCUCGGCUACGCCUACACCAACGACAUGGAAGUGGCUAUGUACACCGCUAGAUUGAUGCCCAUUCUCGCGGCCUGCACCUUAUUGGACUGCCUCCAGUGCGUCCUGUCAGGUGUUGUUAGGGGUUGUGGCCGACAAAAGAUUGGUGCCUUUAUCAACCUUGCUGCAUUCUAUAUUGUCGGCAUCCCUGUGGCGUCCAUUUUCGCCUUUGUUUGUCAUCUUGGUGGAAUGGGUCUUUGGUUUGGGAUCUUGGUCGGAGUAGCAGUGCAGAUGAUCUUGCUUCUUUGCAUCACCUUAUACACCAACUGGAACAAAGAAGUAUUGAAAGCAAAUGACAGAGUUUUCAGUUGUCCUCUUCCUGUCGACAACACGAUAACAUCAGGUUGUAGCGAGCAGGGAAAUGGAUGUAGUUUUGUUGGGAAUAAGGAUGAUGCUAAUGGAGCCAUUGAGCGGACAAAGGGUUUGAACAAAAGUUGA